This is a messenger RNA of Clunio marinus, 953 nucleotides long. The record is from the annotation of a GenBank genome assembly. Lineage: Eukaryota; Metazoa; Arthropoda; Insecta; Diptera; Chironomidae.
GAGAUCAAAACAAAUCUGAAUUUCUUAAGAGUCAUUAGUUGACGCGAACGAGUCGCGAAAUUUUACUAAUUAUAUUUAAUAAUGAAGUACUUUAUUGUGUUAAUUUCAUCAAUAUUGGCUUGCAAUGCUGCACCAAGUUUAAUUAAUUAUCAACCAACAGUUUAUAGUUCUGUUCUUGCUGCACCCUCAGUAGUUCAUCUCGCAUCAGGGCCAGUGCUUACUCAAUAUCACUCGCAAGAUGGAUUAGGUUCAUAUAGUUAUGGUUAUGGGGGUGGACCAUCAGCAAAGUCUGAAGUGAAGACACUUGAUGGAGUCACACGUGGUAGUUACAGUUAUGUUGAUGCAAAUUCAAAAUUACAAACUGUUGAAUAUGUGUCUGAUGCCUUGGGUUUCCGUGUCGCCGCUACAAAUUUACCAACUCCACCAGUAGACAAUGGUGUAGCUCCGGUUGAUCUUGCAGAACCCCCAAAACCUGUUGAAGAUACUGUUGAAGUGAAACAAGCACGUGCUGAACAUUUGGCUGCUGUUGCAAAGGCUGAAAGUGAAAGUGUUGCUUCCAACGAUCUCCCAGAAGCUCCUAAACCAGUCGAAGAUACACCUGAAGUUCAGAAAGCCAAAGAAGAACAUUUGCAAGCAGUUGAAAUUGCCAAAGCUCGUUCUUCUGAAGCUGUUGUUGUUGAUUCACAACCAGAAAAUGUUGUUGUUGCCGCCGCUCAACCACAAAUAAUUCACGCUCCACUUGCCAUCCAACCUGCAGCAAUUCAUUUAGCGGCCAGUCCAAUUGCUGUUGUGAGAUCGCAUCCACCUUCAUUUGCCUAUUCAGUUUACGCUCCUGGUCAUCAAGUCAUUUUGGGAUAAAUUAAUGCUGUGAAAAAAUUCUACUACUGACGCUGCCAUUUUUCAAGUCGAAUAAUAUUGAACUCUCGUAAUAAAACAUCGAGAAUAAAAUUUCU